AUGGCUGGCAUUGCGAGCACCCCACAGCUGACAUCUUCUAGUAGCUACAACUACUAUGCGCCAGUCGCUCUCGCGGACGGCACUACUGUGUCGGAAGAGAAGAACCAGCAGAUCCUCCUCGGCCAGCUCUCUCGUGAAGAGCGUGAUGAGACCCUGCGGCUCGCGAAAGCGAUACGGUUCUCUAAGACAUCUGUUAUCAACUCCUGCCGGACCUGGACGCGGGACCUGCUGAAGGCUAUGGUCGAGAGGUCGCUUAUUACUGUAGAGCUGUUCGACAAGAUCGACACGAAAGUGCCCUUGAAGAAGCGGGUGACGGAGGUAUAA
Messenger RNA from Gloeophyllum trabeum ATCC 11539, 324 nucleotides. RefSeq lists its product as uncharacterized. The record is from RefSeq and is a predicted model, not a curated record. NCBI's taxonomy places the organism in Eukaryota, Fungi, Basidiomycota, Agaricomycetes, Gloeophyllales, Gloeophyllaceae. The transcript is spliced from 2 exons. The coding region runs from base 1 to 324 and encodes 107 amino acids.